GAGAGGGAGAUGCUUCCAUCGGGGAAGAACGGUUAGAGGGAGUCGCGACGCAGAAGGCCGCGGGAGAAGCUCUUCGUUAUCGUAGCAAAAUGGCUACGUCCGACUCCAAAGCGCCUUUGCGAACUGUAAAAAGGGUCCAAUUUGGUAUUCUUUCACCCGAUGAAAUACGUCGGAUGUCAGUCACAGAUGGAAGCAUACGGUUUCCAGAAACUAUGGAAGGUGGUCGCCCGAAACUGGGUGGACUUAUGGAUCCUAGACAAGGUGUCAUAGAUAGAAAUUCUAGAUGCCAAACAUGUGCAGGAAAUAUGACAGAAUGUCCAGGACAUUUUGGCCAUAUAGAUUUGGCCAAGCCAGUUUUUCAUGUUGGUUUUAUAACAAAAACAAUAAAAAUCUUAAGAUGCGUGUGUUUUUAUUGUUCAAAACUUCUUGUCAGUCCACACAAUCCAAAAAUUAAGGAAAUUGUAAUGAAAACUAAAGGUCAACCACGUAAACGUCUCACAUUUGUUUAUGAUUUAUGUAAAAGUAAAAAUAUUUGUGAGGGUGGUGAUGAAAUGGAUAUUAAUAAAGAGAGCCAGGAUCAGCAGAAUGCAGAUAGAAAACCUGGGCAUGGUGGUUGUGGUAGAUAUCAACCAAAUCUUCAGAGAUCAGGUUUAGAUGUUACUGCAGAAUGGAAACAUGUAAACGAGGAUUCUCAAGAAAAGAAGAUAGCGCUUACCGCAGAAAGAGCAUGGGAAAUUUUAAAACACAUUACAGACGAAGAAUCGUUUAUCCUUGGUAUGGACCCAAAAUUUGCACGACCAGAUUGGAUGGUGGUCACAGUUUUGCCUGUCCCACCUCUUUCAGUUAGACCAGCAGUUAUUAUGUAUGGUUCUGCCAAAAAUCAAGAUGACUUGACACACAAACUGGCAGAUAUUAUAAAAGCAAACAAUGAAUUGAUCCGAAACGAACAAGCUGGAGCUGCAGCGCAUGUAAUAUCAGAAAAUAUAAAAAUGUUGCAAUUUCAUGUAGCAACUUUGGUCGACAACGAUAUGCCUGGCAUGCCCAGAGCGAUGCAAAAGUCGGGCAAACCCUUAAAAGCUAUAAAAGCAAGACUGAAAGGAAAAGAGGGCAGAAUAAGAGGAAAUUUGAUGGGUAAACGUGUUGACUUCUCAGCACGUACCGUCAUCACACCCGAUCCCAAUUUGCGAAUCGAUCAAGUAGGUGUACCUCGAAGCAUUGCCCAAAAUUUAACAUUUCCUGAAAUUGUGACACCAUUUAAUAUUGAUAAAAUGCAAGAACUCGUUAGACGUGGAAAUUCACAGUAUCCAGGAGCCAAGUACAUUGUCAGAGACAAUGGAGAAAGGAUAGAUUUAAGAUUUCAUCCGAAACCGUCUGAUUUGCAUUUACAAUGUGGUUAUAGAGUGGAACGUCACAUUCGUGAUGGCGAUUUAGUCAUUUUCAAUCGUCAACCUACUCUCCACAAAAUGAGUAUGAUGGGUCACAGAGUAAAAGUUCUACCGUGGAGUACAUUCCGUAUGAAUCUUAGUUGCACGUCACCUUAUAACGCUGAUUUUGACGGAGAUGAAAUGAAUUUGCACGUACCUCAAUCGAUGGAGACUAGAGCGGAAGUAGAAAAUAUUCACGUGACACCACGACAAAUCAUCACACCGCAAGCUAAUAAACCAGUUAUGGGUAUUGUACAGGAUACACUUACCGCUGUAAGAAAAAUGACGAAAAGAGAUGUCUUUAUUGAAAAAGAACAAAUGAUGAAUAUUCUUAUGUUCUUGCCCAGCUGGGAUGGAAAAAUGCCUCAGCCGUGUAUAUUAAAACCAAAGCCUUUGUGGACCGGUAAACAAAUUUUCUCCCUGAUUAUACCAGGCAAUGUAAAUAUGAUAAGAACUCACAGUACUCAUCCCGACGAAGAAGAUGACGGUCCAUAUAAAUGGAUAUCACCUGGUGACACUAAAGUUAUGGUAGAACAUGGAGAGCUCGUUAUGGGGAUUCUUUGUAAGAAAACUUUGGGUACAUCUGCUGGAUCUCUGCUUCACAUUUGUAUGUUGGAGCUAGGACACGAGGUCUGUGGGCGAUUUUAUGGGAACAUCCAAACAGUGAUCAACAACUGGUUGCUAUUGGAAGGUCAUUCCAUUGGUAUUGGUGAUACCAUCGCCGAUCCACAGACCUACUUAGAAAUUCAGAAAGCAAUUAAAAAAGCUAAAGAGGACGUGAUAGAAGUUAUUCAAAAGGCUCAUAAUAUGGAGCUGGAACCCACCCCUGGAAAUACGUUGAGGCAAACUUUCGAAAAUCAAGUAAACAGAAUUUUGAACGACGCUCGUGACAAGACUGGUGGUUCUGCUAAGAAAUCUUUAACCGAGUACAACAAUUUAAAGGCUAUGGUAGUAUCAGGAUCGAAAGGAUCUAAUAUUAAUAUCUCUCAAGUUAUCGCUUGUGUAGGUCAACAAAACGUUGAGGGUAAACGAAUUCCUUUCGGUUUUCGUAAGAGAACUUUACCGCAUUUCAUCAAAGAUGAUUACGGUCCUGAAUCCAGAGGAUUCGUCGAGAACUCGUAUCUUGCUGGUCUAACUCCGUCUGAAUUUUAUUUUCACGCCAUGGGAGGUCGCGAAGGUCUCAUCGAUACUGCUGUGAAAACUGCAGAAACUGGAUACAUUCAACGCCGUCUGAUAAAAGCUAUGGAAUCUGUAAUGGUUCAUUACGAUGGGACAGUUAGGAACUCUGUAGGACAACUUAUUCAGUUGCGUUAUGGCGAGGACGGUUUAUGCGGAGAAACCGUCGAGUUCCAGAAUCUGCCUACCAUUAAAUUAAGCAAUAAGGCAUUUGAGAAGAAGUUCAAAUUCGAUCCCACCAACGAACGAUAUCUCCGUCGCAUUUUCAAUGAAGAUAUCGUUAGAGAAAUGAUGGGAUCCGGGGAAGUAAUAUCUGAAUUGGAAAGGGAAUGGGAACAAUUGAACAAGGAUCGUGCUAUACUCAGAGAGAUAUUUCCUAGCGGAGAAUCAAAAGUUGUAUUGCCUUGCAAUCUUCAAAGAAUGAUUUGGAAUGUGCAAAAGAUAUUCCACAUCAACAAACGAGCACCAACAGAUCUCAGUCCUAUGAGAGUCAUCCAAGGUGUUAAAGAUCUUUUGGAUAAAUGUAUUAUUGUGGCUGGUGACGAUAGACUCAGCAAACAAGCUAAUGAAAACGCUACAUUAUUAUUCCAAUGUUUAGUAAGAUCUACUUUAUGUACAAAGUGUGUUUCUGAAGAAUUCAGGUUAUCCAGUGAAGCUUUUGAAUGGCUUAUUGGAGAAAUUGAAACUAGGUUCCAGCAAGCCCAGGUAUCGCCAGGUGAAAUGGUCGGUGCUUUAGCUGCUCAGUCUCUUGGCGAGCCUGCAACCCAGAUGACACUGAAUACUUUCCACUUUGCUGGUGUAUCGUCGAAGAACGUAACUCUUGGUGUACCCAGGCUAAAGGAGAUUAUAAACAUCAGCAAGAAACCAAAGGCUCCGUCGUUAACGGUAUUCCUAACCGGAGCAGCAGCAAGAGAUGCUGAGAAAGCAAAGAAUGUACUUUGCCGAUUGGAACACACAACAUUGAGGAAAGUUACAGCGAAUACUGCUAUUUACUACGAUCCAGAUCCACAGAAUACUGUGAUCGCAGAGGAUCAAGAAUUCGUGAACGUUUAUUAUGAAAUGCCUGAUUUCGAUCCAACCAAAAUAUCCCCGUGGCUGCUUCGUAUCGAGUUAGACCGAAAGAGAAUGACUGAUAAAAAAUUAACAAUGGAACAAAUAGCGGAAAAGAUUAACGCUGGCUUUGGGGAUGAUCUGAACUGCAUUUUCAACGACGAUAACGCUGAGAAAUUAGUUUUACGAAUUAGGAUAAUGAACAGCGAUGAUAACAAGUUCCAAGAUACCGAAGAAGAAACUGUAGAUAAAAUGGAGGACGACAUGUUCCUUCGGUGUAUAGAGGCAAAUAUGCUCAGUGACAUGACAUUACAGGGUAUCGAGGCAAUAGGCAAAGUUUAUAUGCAUUUACCGCAAACCGAUUCCAAGAAACGUAUCGUCAUCACUGAAACUGGUGAAUUUAAAGCAAUAGCUGAAUGGUUAUUGGAAACGGACGGGACAAGUUUAAUGAAAGUAUUGAGCGAGAGAGAUGUCGAUCCUGUUAGAACAUUCAGUAAUGAUAUCUGUGAAAUAUUCCAAGUCCUUGGUAUAGAAGCUGUCAGGAAGUCUGUAGAAAAAGAAAUGAACGCUGUUUUGCAAUUUUAUGGUCUUUAUGUAAAUUAUCGUCAUCUCGCUUUGCUUUGCGAUGUUAUGACGGCCAAAGGUCACUUGAUGGCUAUUACGCGUCACGGAAUAAACAGACAGGACACUGGUGCACUUAUGAGAUGCUCCUUUGAAGAAACAGUGGAUGUAUUAUUGGAUGCUGCAUCUCAUGCAGAGGUUGAUCCAAUGAGAGGAGUAUCUGAAAACAUUAUUAUGGGACAACUUCCACGAAUAGGAACAGGAUGUUUCGAUUUGCUAUUAGAUGCUGAGAAAUGUAAAGCUGGUAUUGAAAUACCAAUGGCGGUAGGUGCUGGUGUAAUGGGAACAGCCGGAAUGUUCUUUGGCAGUGUUGCUACACCAAGUAUGAGUCCUCAAAUGACCCCUUGGAUGGGUGCUACCCCGGGUUACGGAGCAUCAAGCAUGUCUCCUGCACUGGGAAGUGGUAUGACACCAGGUGGUGCAUGCUUCUCACCAUCAGGAGCGUCGGAUGCUUCAGGACUUUCACCUGCCUAUUCCGCGUACUCGCCACAACCUGGAAGUCCUGGCAGUCCAGGCCCCAGCAUGAGUCCAUAUCCAAUGUCACCGGCAGGAGGUGCAUCGCCUAGUUAUUCGCCUACAUCGCCUGCCUAUUUGCCAACUUCACCGAGUAUAACACCAUCGAGUCCUAACUACUCGCCUACCAGUCCAACGUAUUCACCCACCAGUCCAAAUUAUUCGCCAACGAGUCCAAGUUAUUCUCCGACAAGUCCAAGUUACUCGCCAACAUCACCGAGUUAUUCGCCAACGAGUCCGAGUUACUCGCCAACGUCGCCGAGUUAUUCACCGACGAGCCCUUCGUACUCGCCAACGUCACCGAGCUACUCGCCAACGAGUCCGAGUUACUCGCCAACGUCGCCGAGUUAUUCACCAACGAGUCCUUCGUACUCGCCAACGUCACCGAGCUACUCGCCCACGAGUCCUUCAUACUCGCCAACGAGUCCUUCAUACUCGCCAACGUCGCCGAGCUACUCGCCCACGAGUCCGAGUUACUCUCCAACGAGUCCAAGCUAUUCGCCUAGUUCACCAAAUUACACGCCAGCCUCGCCGUCUUAUUCUCCAACAAGUCCAAGUUACUCGCCGAGUUCUCCACAAUAUUCACCUGCCAGUCCAAGUUACUCACCGAGCAGUCCAAAAUAUUCGCCAACGAGUCCGAGUUAUUCACCGACGUCACCGUCGUUUGCUGGGACCUCGCCACAGUACACGCCAGCGAGUCCAACUUACUCUCCAACGAGCCCAACCUACUCACCAACGAGUCCAUCGUACUCUCCUAGUUCGCCACAACACACAGCGUCAGGGAGUACAAGGUACUCGCCGAGUAGUCCAAAUUACUCGCCUACUAGCCCGACGUAUUCGCCUACGAGUCCUCAGUACUCGCCAUCGAGCACCAAGUACUCGCCUACCAGCCCAACGUACACACCAACGAGUCCGAGUUAUUCGCCCACGAGUCCAACGUACUCUCCACCGGUACCAGGCUACUCGCCAACGAGUCCCACGUAUUCUCCGGCAUCUCCAGCCUACGAGACAGACGACUAAGAAGAAGUAUUACGCAUGGCUGUAUGAAUGUUUGCUAUUAAAUACUUACUAUGAACUAGGUAUAAGUAUGAUAAGUUGUAAUUAUAACUACUACACAUACAAUCUUCAAUUUUCUAAGUUCGUAAAUAUAUAUUUAGUAUAUAAAUUUAUGCACAGUUUUUAUAUAAAUUCUCAUGUCAUCACCUGUGUGAUCAUAGGUCAGAGGAUGUUCUUUAUUUCUUCUAUUAUCGAGGAAACGAUGACCGUGUGGUUGGAAGUCUGAAUGGACAGUUGUGCGACGAUCUUUAUGAAACGGUAGUGUAAAUCUUUUUAUUAAGGAGUACAUUUGUCUCUGAAACGUUAAUAAAAGUAUGAAUGAGAUGAA
Messenger RNA from Osmia bicornis bicornis, 6168 nucleotides. It is a transcript of the gene RpII215, whose product is annotated as DNA-directed RNA polymerase II subunit RPB1. The transcript has 8 exons. Gene Ontology annotation, cellular component: RNA polymerase II, core complex. The record is from RefSeq and is a predicted model, not a curated record. Gene Ontology annotation, biological process: transcription by RNA polymerase II. NCBI's taxonomy places the organism in Eukaryota, Metazoa, Arthropoda, Insecta, Hymenoptera, Megachilidae. Bases 90 to 5804 code for a protein of 1904 amino acids. Gene Ontology annotation, molecular function: DNA binding.